AUGUCCUGGACGUCAACAGCAGAUAACAACAACAAUUUUAAUUUAAAUAACAAUCAUUUCAAUCAUUUGAACAAUUUUAAUUUCAGUACAGGCUCUUCUACUCCAAACUCUACAAGUUCCUCUGCAAAUUUCAACCAAAAACAUUUAUUUCAAGAGCUAAAUUCUAAAUUAUCAAAUCCAGGUGUGCUUGGUGCCAAUUCUCAGCAAAAUUUACAAUAUAGCGCACCUUCAACGGUCUCAUCAGUGUCAUCAGAAUCGAUAAGUGAUUUUAAACCACCUUUAACUAGUAAAAACUCCAAUAUGGGUACUCAAAUUGACAAUUAUUUCGCUAAUGAAGAUAAUUCAAAUGUUUCUUCAAAUUUUUGGAAUUUCCAAAAUCCACAAGAUUUAAAUCAAUUAAAUCAAAAAAAUUCUUUAGAUGAGAGCUUAAAUUUAGGUAAAAACACUAUUGAAGAGGAAAAUUUCUUACAAUCUCAACAACAGCAAAAUAACGAUGUUUGGUCAAACAAUAACUAUCAAGUUCAACCAAAUAAUCAUUUAAACACUUCAAAUUCUUCUCUAAAUCACUCAAAUAGUGAUCAAAGUCUAUUUGAGUUGAUGAAAAUCCCUGGAUUAGCUCACUCCUCAACUGUUAAUAACCAAAUUAAUAUCCCUUCUUUAAAUAACACCCAAUUCAACAACAACAAUAAUAUUAACACAGCAAAUGGUUUGAGCUAUACAGCUUCAACUACACCAUUACCAUCUACACCAUUGUCAAGCAAGUCUCCUGAACAAAUGGGCUUCACAAACCUGUCACAAUUCCAACAAGCUCAUCAGGCCCCUUCUCAACAAGGUCAAAUUGCUCAACAUCAACCAUCAAGUGCUCAAACUUCAUCAUUUGGAUCAGCUCAAGUUCAACAACAAAUCCAACAGUUACAACAACAACAACCAGCUAUGGAUUCAAUCAAUAAUACUCAAAUGUUGUUACAAAAUUAUCAACAGCAACAAGUUUAUUUAGAACAAUUACAACAACAACAUCAACAAUUGAUGCAAAACCCAUUAUUUAUUCAACAACAAGCACAAUUAGUUUCUCAACAAUUACAACAAUUACAAUUACAAUUACAACUUCAAAAACAACAAAUUGAAUCAAAUAAUUUCCAAUUAAAUAAUAUUCAACAAAAUUCAUCAAAAGAUUCAAUUUCUGCAUUAACUGAAGAAAAUUUAAUCAAAUUACAAAAUACACCAAAAGAUAUCAAUGGUGUAUUGGGUGAAAAUGCUACUUCAACUUCAUCUCAAGGUGGAUUAGAUAAACAAGCAAAUGUUAAUACUGAAUUAUACAAGACUGAAUUAUGUUCAACUUUCAACAAAACUGGUUCUUGUCCUUAUGGUAACAAAUGUCAAUUUGCUCAUGGUGGAAAUGAAUUGAAAGUUGUCAAUCGUGGUUCAAAAUAUAGAUCUAAACCAUGUGCCAACUGGUCUAAAACCGGAUCAUGCAGAUAUGGUAACAGAUGUUGUUUCAAACAUGGGGAAUAG
Molecule: messenger RNA, 1512 nt
Organism: Hansenula ciferrii
Lineage: Eukaryota; Fungi; Ascomycota; Saccharomycetes; Phaffomycetales; Wickerhamomycetaceae
Product: Chromodomain-helicase-DNA-binding protein
Exons: 1
Coding region: 1-1512 (503 amino acids)
Molecular function (GO): metal ion binding; mRNA binding
Source: RefSeq, a predicted model, not a curated record